This is a messenger RNA of Python bivittatus (Burmese python), 1809 nucleotides long. NCBI's taxonomy places the organism in Eukaryota, Metazoa, Chordata, Lepidosauria, Squamata, Pythonidae. The record is from RefSeq and is a predicted model, not a curated record.
CAAUAACUCGAAGGCACAAAUAAAUAAAAAUAAAUAAGUUGAGAGGAGAAAGCUGAUAAAACAAUCACUUAGCUGUCCGGACAGCAUUCCAGCACCUAGUGUAUUCUCCCCUCUCCAGUCCUUGAACAGAAAAGCAACUUCAUUAACUCUUAUAUGCUGCAUAUUUACAAUAACCAGCCUAUUUUAUUAUUUUUGCUGUUGCAAGUCUAAUCAUUGGUUUACUGUGAAAAUAAUAAAAAUAAAAGUCCUCUUAACUUCUCUAAUUUGAGUGAAGUAUCACCUGUACAUGAGAUAUGAAGCUUACUGCCUGCUGCAUUAGAUUUAUCCAGACUCCACUAAGGACUGAGUAUUCAUUCUCUUUUCUGAACUUGAUACUUACAAUUCUAUGUCACAUUCUUGUUUCAGGAUGGAUUACAUAUACAUGAAACUUUCUGUUGCUCCUUUCCCUCAUUAAAUAUCUUACAUCAUCUUUUUUAUUAUUUAUUUCAGUUUAACUCACUGAAUCAUUUAUAAAAAUGAAACUGCAUUUGAUGCUUUUGUUACAUCAGCAUGAAUUGAUGUUUUAUUAUUUCCUAGGGCCUGGCUGAAGGAGCACAUGUCUAAAGCCAGCGGACAAUUAAAUGAUUCAGGAGUUCUUUCAGCUAAUUUGGUCUUGGGCUAUGAAUGGCAGAGCAAUUGGCACAACUACUCAUUAAGGCAGCUCGACAUCAUCUUAGAACUGGGAAGAAGAAAGGAUUAUCAUCUUCAACCUCCUUGAAUGUAGCUGGGGAGGUACUGGCAGUAGCUGCUGGCUUGAAACCAGCUUUUCUGUAUGAUUACAAUUCUGCUGGGACUUCUCAGAUCCUGGACUAUGUUCAACAUCUUCAGACUAUCCUUCAACUUAGAUGUCAGCUACAUGUUCUGAAUAUUGCCGAAAAUGUUCUAAUAAUCAACUUGGGACUGAUGUGUCUGUGUUUGGAGUCAAUCCUGCUUAGCAAUAAUGUCACUUUCAUUGAUAUUUCUGCUUCUAGACCAUGUCCUACCUUUUGUAACCCAGAAAAUGUGAGCCUCAUAAAAAGCCAUCUGUCAGAGAUACUGAAUCACAUUAAAGCAUUCACAGAAGAUACAUCCCAGACAAUAUCUUCAAGUGAAAUCUUUUCAACUGAAUGGAAUCUCUGUACUCUAUUUGGUGUAUUGCUAGGCUAUCCAGCAUCCUAUAAUUUUCCUACUCAGAAGAGUUCUGAUAAUUGUCUUGCUCUAACUCCACUGAGGGUGUUUACUGUUCGAGCCACAUUUUGUAAGAUAAGCAGUGAUUUCAGAGUUCAGUUUUAUUCUUUCAGUAUCCCAGAACUCUUGUAUCCAGUCAUGAAAAUAAGCCUCAGUGCAUGGUGUGAAAAUCUCAAGGAUGCUUUUAAAACUCAGAAAGACUUUGCUAAUCUCUGUAUUACAAGUGAGGUGGUUGCUCUAGCAGCAGUGGCCUUGUAAAUGUGAAUCCCAGUUUAGAGACAGAUAACGGUUUUUCUCCACAGCAUUCUACUGAUUUGUUUUAAAAGAGCUUCAGAACAGCGGUAGUUUGGCAGCUUAUCCAAGCAAUUACGUCAGUCUUUUUAAAAAGUGUGCAGUUUUCCUUUCAGCAACUCUUGGGGCAUCCCUUCAUACUUAAAUUUCCAAGAAUCUAUUUCAAGUUAGCCUUUUUUCCCCCAGAUGAUAUUAUUAACCAAUCUAUGAUUCCAAAUUCCAGCCAAAAAGAAUUUAGUGGUUUUCGCAAGCUAGAAUGGGCAGUGAUUUCAGUUCCAGUAUGGCAGUGUUGUCCAAACUUGGCCACUUUAA